Messenger RNA from Elaeis guineensis (African oil palm), 294 nucleotides. The record is from RefSeq and is a predicted model, not a curated record. NCBI's taxonomy places the organism in Eukaryota, Viridiplantae, Streptophyta, Magnoliopsida, Arecales, Arecaceae.
AUGCUUGGUGAAGAUCAAUCCUAUUCCACUAGUCCCAAUAGGUAGCAUAGGGAAAGAAGCACUACACCAAGGAAUCAACAAUAUGAAAAUUUUGUUAUAAAUUUCUUUUUUCUUAUUGGUAUCGAGACUAACAAGAAUGGUUGGGAUAACAAAUAUUCAUCUCAAUCGUACUUUGAAUACUCGUAUAACCAUCAAAGAUUGUUGAAGUGACUAAUUUCUGAAAAUAGGAGGCGUUGAGGACAAAAAAAUUGUUGGAGUUACCAUUUCCAUUUAGCACUAAUAUGAUUGGUGUUA